This is a messenger RNA of Salvia splendens (bonfire salvia), 1521 nucleotides long. RefSeq names its product probable WRKY transcription factor 21. Bases 237 to 1253 code for a protein of 338 amino acids. Gene Ontology annotation, molecular function: sequence-specific DNA binding; DNA-binding transcription factor activity. Lineage: Eukaryota; Viridiplantae; Streptophyta; Magnoliopsida; Lamiales; Lamiaceae. The transcript is spliced from 4 exons. The record is from RefSeq and is a predicted model, not a curated record. Gene Ontology annotation, biological process: regulation of DNA-templated transcription.
UCUAGAAUUAUGCAUUUAUAGCUCUCUCACUGCCAAUAAUUUGCAACUCUAGGACUAUAAAUGUUGCUAAGAUUGCAUCUUUUUGUAUUUUCAUUUUCUGGGUCGUGUCAAUUCUCUGCCAAAGCGAAGCUUAAAAUUCUACUCUUUCACACCUUUCAAUCCCAUAAACAACACAACGGAAAAAUCAAAGAAUCUGGGGUUUAACCAACACCAUUUUUUCAAGUGGGGGUGUGGUGAUGGAUGAGGUUGAAAAGGCAAAUACUGCAGCUGUAGAGAGCUGCCAUAGAGUGAUUAGCAUCUUAAACCAUGCUCAAGAUCAAAAUUUGAGUAGAAAUUUAGUGCAACAAACAGGGGAGGCUGUGCAGCGUUUCAAGAAAGUAGUCUCUCUCCUCAACUCAAGCUGCGGUCAUGCUAGAGUCAGAAAGAGCAACAAAUUCCAGCCUCAUUUCCCUCCAACCAUAUUCCUUGAAACCCCCAUUUCCCAAAAUGAUGAUCAGCAGCACCCUAAACCCCUUCAUAUGCUUCAGAUCAAUCCCAAUUCACGCCAAGAAUCUGUAUCCGUAGCCAAAAAUUCUCUCACAUUGGGAAACCCUUCUAUGGAAUUGAGCUCCCAUGGCAAGAAUCUCCGCCUCUCGCAGCAAACACCGCUGCCCAAUUACCAUUUAUUGCAGCAGCAGCAGAGGUUUCAGCAGUUGAAGCAGCAGCAGCAGGCUGAGCUUAUGUAUAGGCGUAGCAAUAGCGGUAUUAGCCUUAACUUCGAUAGCUCCUCGUGCACCCCUACAAUGUCCUCAACUAGGUCUUUCAUCUCCUCGGUGAGUAUGGAUGGUAGCGUGGCAAACAUGGAUGGACGUGCCUUCCGUUUGAUUGGUGCAGCGCGGUCUGCUGAUCAGGCGUCGUUUCAUCAGAAGAGGAGGUGUUCUGGGAGGGGAGAGGAUGGAAGUGUUAAAUGUGGAGGCAGUGGCAGAUGUCAUUGCUCUAAGAAGAGGAAGCAUAGAGUGAAAAGGUCUAUCAAAGUGCCUGCUAUAAGCAACAAAAUUGCUGAUAUUCCCCCUGAUGAGUACUCGUGGAGGAAGUAUGGCCAGAAACCAAUCAAAGGCUCUCCUCACCCCCGGGGAUACUACAAAUGCAGUAGCAUGAGAGGGUGCCCGGCUAGGAAACAUGUGGAGCGAUGCUUGGAAGAUCCUGCGAUGCUCAUAGUCACUUAUGAAGGCGAACACAAUCACCCAAUGCCUUCACAGUCGGCCAACGCAUGAUUUGCAGGGGAUAUUGCUGUUGUUCAAAAAUCAUCUUCUAAAUUAGACUUGAUUGGUUCUGUACAUAAGCUGCUUGAGCUGAGGCAGGGGCAAGCUGGGCGUCGUCGUUUUCUUCAAGGCUUCUAGUUCUAGACGUUGGUAAGACAUGAACUCGAUCAAGAUUUGGUUGUAAGAAAAAAGUUAUUCCAAUCAAUCUUUAACUGACUGUUUUCAUGUUUUGUUUUUUGAGAAGUUGGUGGAUUUCUAUGGUACUGAUUUUUUAGCUUUA